AUGCAUCAUCAAGUUGUGAAAAGUAACCUUGUUGAUAUAGGCACAGAGAGAACAAGGGUUGGAUCGCAACCCCUUUGUCCAAAGCCUAGAAAGCUUUCACCUACCCUGCCAGAAUUCAUCAAGCCAAUCAAGUGUACUAAACACAGUCAGUCAAAUAUUAAUGAUGGAGGUGGAAUUCUCAAUAUGAUAUCUGAGAAGAAUGCAGAUGGAAGGGAAUUCCUAUGCAACGAGUGCUUGCCUUGUUGCUAUUGUGGCUCUCCUCCACGCAGAACAGAGAAUCCAUUAGUUCAUGACGUGGAGUUUCUUCACCAAGUUGAAGAAGAGCUGAAAAUGAAAGCCCGGUGGUGGGACCCACUCACAUGGGCCUCACAUUUUCAUAUUAUAAAGCUCACUCACUCACUCACCCACUCCAUACACACACAUCCUCAGAGUCACCAAAACCGCCACUGUUUCAAUUCAAGAUCUCAAUCACAUCACGCCAAGAUCUUCUCUCAUUCCGCCACGCCAAACCCUAGGCUCCACCGAGCCCGUGAUCUAUGCUUCCCCUUCCCCCACUUCAUGCGGCCUUUCUCGGGAGAGGGUUAG
Molecule: messenger RNA, 585 nt
Organism: Sphenostylis stenocarpa
Lineage: Eukaryota; Viridiplantae; Streptophyta; Magnoliopsida; Fabales; Fabaceae
Source: the annotation of a GenBank genome assembly